Messenger RNA from Priapulus caudatus, 714 nucleotides. Its product is annotated as orotidine 5'-phosphate decarboxylase-like. Gene Ontology annotation, biological process: 'de novo' pyrimidine nucleobase biosynthetic process; 'de novo' UMP biosynthetic process. Bases 1 to 714 code for a protein of 237 amino acids. The record is from RefSeq and is a predicted model, not a curated record. Gene Ontology annotation, molecular function: orotidine-5'-phosphate decarboxylase activity. The transcript has a single exon. Gene Ontology annotation, cellular component: cytosol. Lineage: Eukaryota; Metazoa; Priapulida; Priapulimorpha; Priapulimorphida; Priapulidae.
AUGGAAAUUAAAAUGUCGAGUAAAUUAAUAGUCGCGCUGGAUUUUUCCUCAGCAGAUCAGGCGCUGGAGUUUGUGAAUCCUUUAUCUCCACCUGAUUGCAAAUUAAAGGUGGGCUUUGAGCUUUUUGUCAGUGCAGGUCCUGAUUUAGUGCGUACACUGACAGGCAAAGGGUUUGAUAUUUUCUUAGAUUUGAAAUUUCAUGAUAUCCCUAAUACUGUUGCAUCGGUGUGUAAAGAGGCUGCUAAGCUUGAUGUGUGGAUGAUGAAUGUACAUGCUUCGGGUGGUUUGGAGAUGAUGUAUGCCGCGCAUGCUGCGUUAAGUGAGUUGGCAUGUCCUCCUAAAUUAAUAGCAGUUUCAGUGCUAACCUCAAUGAACGAUGAGCAACUCCAAGAAACAGGGGUUGAUCGUUUAGCCAAAGAUCAGGUGUUUCAUCUUGCUGGUUUGGCUAAACAGGCGGGGUUAGACGGUAUGGUGUGUUCUGCUCAAGAAGCCAAGGCAUUACGACAACAGUUCGGGGAUGAGUUCCUGCUGGUCACGCCAGGGAUUCGGCCAGUAGGAGCCGAGAGAGGAGAUCAGUCGAGGGUUAUGACACCACGCGAUGCGAUUCAAGAAGGGGUGGACUAUAUCGUUGUUGGGCGUCCAAUUACGCAGUCAAGUACACCACUAGAGAUUAUCCGUCAGAUUAAUGCUGAUCUAGUACAUCAACCAGUAUAA